AUGAAGACCUCUGUGUCUCAGACUCUGUGUCCAGAGUGUGAUGAAGACCUCUCUGUCUCAGACUCUGUGCGGCUGGUUGGAGGCUCUGGUCUCUGCUCUGGAUCACUGCAGAUAUGGGACCAGUCCUGGAUCUCGGUCUGUGAAGGGGCCUUGGACCUGAGGGGAGCAGAGGUGCUGUGCAGGGAGCUGGGCUGCAGGGGUCCUUCUGUCCUCCAGGGGGAGCUCUCUCCUCUGGGGCAGACGUUCCACUGUGAGGGCCAUGAGUCUGCUCUGGUGGACUGUCCCCGCUCCAGACCCAAGACCUGUCCCUCUGGACCCAGUGAGGACGUCAUCUGCUCAGAGCCGCUCAGGCUGGUGGGAGGGGCCAGUCGCUGCGCCGGGACAGUGGAGGUCAGACUCAGAGGAGAGUGGAGACGAGUGAUGAAGGCUGAUAGAAGCUGGACCGAGGAGGACUCAGCUGCUGUGUGCAGAGACCUGGACUACUUACUGAACCGUCCAGUCCUGUCCCUCUCUGUGACUGUGGGGGCCUCCCAGGUCCAGGUCUCCCAGGUCCAGGACUCCCAGGUCCAGGACUCCCAGGUCCAGGACUCCCAGGUCGAGGACUCCCAGGUCCAGGUCUCCCAGGUCCAGGACUCCCAGGUCCAGGACUCCCAGGUCCAGGACUCCCAGGUCCAGGACUCCCAGGUCCAGGACUCCCAGGUCCAGGUCUCCCAGGUCGGGGUGCAGGUGGUGCGUGUGCAGUUGGGGUCUCAGUUCUCGGUCCAGUGCUCGGUGAAGCCUCAGUUCCCAGGAGGCUCCUUCCAGCUGCUCUCUCCCUCUGGGAACCACACCCUGCCUGCUGUCAAUCACUCUGCACACUUCCUGUUCAAUCACACUGGCCCCGCCCACAAAGGAGACUACACCUGUGUUUACCACCUACAGGUGUUCAACCACAGCUUCACCUCCGAGAGCGAGAGACUGGAGCUGAGGCUGGGAGGUACGUGA
Messenger RNA from Knipowitschia caucasica, 984 nucleotides. The record is from the annotation of a GenBank genome assembly. Lineage: Eukaryota; Metazoa; Chordata; Actinopteri; Gobiiformes; Gobiidae.